AUGGGAAAGCAUCGCCAUAAGAAAUCAUUUUAUGAUGUUGAUGAAGAUGACUUAUCGUCAUCUCACAAGCAUCAUCGUCAUCGCCAUCGUCGUACUCAUUCGCCAGAUAAACAAGAUGAAACAAAACAACGUGUACCAUCUAUAUCAUCGUUUCAUAAUAGUAAAAUUGAGGACGAUGAAGUUGCUUUAUUAUCACCACCAACAAAACGCCACCGAUCAUCAUCAUCAAAUACUUCACAAUCACCAUCGAAAGUUUUAUCACAACUUAUUGAGGAUCCAGAGUUUUUAGCAAAUGCUGGCCCCAAAGCAAAAGAAUUUGCUGAAACAGCUCGACAACUACUUGCUAAACCUGAUUUAGAUCCAACAACACAACAAAUUAUUUGUGCGAUGGCUCAGGCAGCAGUUAAUGCUGGCAAACGAUUUAGUUCAUCAUCAUCAUCAACACCUGCUGAUCAAUGUGUCGAUGAAAUUAGUGUUACAAAUAGUGGAAGUUAUUCAUCGUCGACACUCCUUUCUCCAACAUUAUCAAGUGCGAGUAAUUCAUCAACAUCGAAUACUCCUCAACAACAAUUUCAUCCGGUUACAUCAAGUGAAGAAAAUAAAACAUCAGCCGAACCCGAAAGUGACGAAGAUAUUCUUAUUAAACAAAUGAUUGAACGUGCAAUGAAAUUAACACAACAAGGCGAUACUCGUCAUGCACAACAUUUACUUGGUAUUAUUCAUGAAAAAUUAUCAAAUAAACGAAAAAGAGCUGCUGCUGCCGCUGCCACGGCUUCAUUGUCGAAUGGUAAUGAUAAUGAAAAACUCAAAAUUUCAUCUGCAAAUGAAUUUCAUUCAUUAUCUAAUGAAGAUUCACACAUUAGUAAUCAUCAUAAAGUAUCACCGGUCGGAUUAGAACAGUCGAACGAUUAUCCAAAUACAACUUGUUUUUCAUAUCCACCUCCGCCUCCUCUUCCACCACCACCGCCGCCACCACCAUCAUCAUUACCCGAUAUGAAUUCAAUCACGUCACCAUCGGUUUCAGUACCACCUAUGGAACAAGUUCAAGAACUUCUAUCGAAUCCAUCUGAAGUGCAAGACAUUCUAAAGAGAUUAUUUGGUGCUAAUGACAAUCAAAGAACAACUCCACCUGAAGAAUAUCAAAUGCAAUCUCAUUUAUCUGCAACAUCAUCUUAUCACUCUCAAUCUCUUCUAAUGCCGUAUAACAAUUCUCUUAUGUAUCCAUCACUAUCAUCUCGACUAAAUAACAAUAGUCAAUCAUUACGAGGACCACCAACAGCCGAAACUCAACCGUAUAAUUCCUCAUUAGCCUUUAUGCAAGGUAACCGUCGUAAUUUACCACCAUUACAAACAACUGAUCGAUGUUUUUCAUCUUUAAAUAAUAAAAUCAAACAACCUAAUCGGCCAUUUUCAUUCCCAGCAUCAUCAAAUAAUGCUGGAGUGAUGUCUGCACUUCCUAAUGCUCCUCCACCGAUAUCAUGUGCUCCACCGCUCAUGAAAGUUAAUCCAACAUUUUCGUUUGGCCCCUCGACACCAACCCCAGCGGACCCAAUACCACCGCGUUGGCCGAAUAAUCAUAAUGAACAACAACAGCAGCAGCGUGGUUUUCACCUAUUCUGGUGUGCUACAUGUGCACUUGGCUUUCCACAUCAGAUUGCUUAUCAAGAUCAUUUACGAAGUCAUGUUCCAUGUACCGUCCCCGGUUGUUCAUAUGCAGCAACGGAACAGCUCGUUCGAAUUCAUCAUAUGAAUAUUCAUGAAAAUAAUGUACGUAAUCGAAUGAAUAAUAAUAAUAAUAAUGUUUUUCAUCAAACACGUCCAAUGUUGCAACCACUGGAUCUUCCAUGGCCAUUAAUGCGCAUGUAA
Rotaria socialis is the source of this 1866-nucleotide messenger RNA. Lineage: Eukaryota; Metazoa; Rotifera; Eurotatoria; Philodinida; Philodinidae. The record is from the annotation of a GenBank genome assembly.